AUGUCUUCAAAGAGAAAGAAACAAGCUACCAUUGGAGAAAUGUAUAGGUGGACCAGAGAGAAGGAUUCUGGAACUUCUGGUAAUUUAGUGUUAAAUGAACAAUAUCAUAAUAAGGAUCUGAGAGAAACUUAUAAGGAAAUUUUUGGGUCUUCUUUUGAGGAUGAUUCAAAUGAAGAAAUAUUUCAAUCUGGGGAAGGGGAUAGUAUUAAUGUUGAAAUUGGGGAGGGAUCAAAUAUUAAUCAAGGGAAGGAAAAAGUAAAAAGAAAAUUUCGAAUGGAAUGGCUAGAGAAAUUUGUGUGGUUAAACUAUUUGAAGCAUGAUGGUAAGAUAGUAAUGAAAUGCAAAUAUUGUGAGAAAUAUAAGUUGCCAGGACCAUGGGGGAUAGGGAGUGGAUGUAUUAAUUUACAACGUGAUGCUCUUGUCACUCAUGAAAAAUCUGUGAUACAUAAAGAUGCUCAAACAAGAUGGAUUAAUGCGUCAGAAAAAAAGAUAAAGUCUAUUCCUGAUCAUAUUUUAGAGGUUGAAGAUGUCAAUAGGGAAAGAGUAAUUACCACAUUGAAAACAACCUAUUUUGUUUGUCAGGAAGAUUUAUCUUUAUCUAAGUAUGAGAAGAUAUGUAAAUUUCUCAUGGAUUUAAGAACUCCUAAUAUGCCAAAAUAUCAAGACUAUUCAGCUUACACAAAUCAUAAGGGUGCAAAUGAUUUUCCUUUUUGCAUAUCAAAAUAUCUUGAGCAAAUUCAAACAGAUGAGAUGCUGAAAAGUCCUUUUUUUUCAAUAAUGAUUGAUGAAAGUACUGAUCGAAGCUUAGAGAAACAUCUUGUUGUUUAUGCAAUAUAUUUGACAUUAGAGGGUCAUGGGGCACCUAUAUCUAUGUUUAUGAAAAUGAUGUCUGUGUCAGAUGGAAAAGGGAAAACCAUAUAUGAUACUAUCAAUCAAUUGAUGAAUGAUAGAGGUCUUUCACUAACAAAACUAAUAGUUGUCUCAACAGAUGGUGCUUCUGCAAUGGUUGGGCGUGAAAAUGGGUUUGUUUCUCUUAUGAAACAAAAUAUUCCAAAUCUUAUUUCAAUCCAUUGCAUAGCUCAUCGUGAGUCACUAGCAGUAGCAGAUGCUUCUAAAAAGAUACCUGAAUUAUUAUUUGUUGAAAAAAUAGCAAAUAAAGUGCAUUCAUGGAUCCAAAAUUCACCAAAGAGAAAUAAUGAGUUGAAUGAAUUACUUAGAGUUAUGGAAAUUGAUGUUUUGAAUGUUUUGCAAAUCCACACAAUCAGAUGGUUAUCCAGAGGAGAAGUCAUAAUAAGGCUUGUGAAGCUUAUGCCAGCCAUUUUAACUUUGUGGAAAAAAGAUAAGAAGUGUUCAACAUUAUAUGAAAAGACAAGGAUUUAUUCUGUUCAAUUUUGUUUGCAUAUUCUUGCUGAUGUUUUGGGUGAACUAGAUAAAUUGAAUAAGAUUUUUCAAGAAGAAAAUGUAGACAUUACUGUUAUUGGUUUGGCUCUUGAUGAAGCAAUAGGAAAUUUAUAUAGAUGGUUUUUGAGGAAAGGUACAUUUGCAGAAGGUACAACUUAUCUUUCAAAAUUCUUGAUUGAUUCUCAAUUUGGGUGUAUUGAAGUCAAAGAAGAUGGUGUCACUGAUAAACAUGAAUUUCUAUACAUCCCUAUUCCAAUUGAGGGAUUUCAGUCUGGUGAUUUAGGGAAGCAUUCCAUGCAACCUCGUAUUGAAGGAACAAAACAAAGUUGUCAACGCUUGACAGAAGGCUAUAUCCAAUCUCUCAUUGAUUCUUUAAAUGAAAGAUUUCCAGAUCUUCCUCUAUUUAAUGCAGCAAAACUUUUCAGCCCUUCUUAUUAUCCAUUAGAUCAUCAAACUCGAGAUAAUGUCUCAGAGCGUUGGCUUGAUAAGCUUCUCCAACAUUUACAACACACUACAAAUAAUGUAUCCAUAUUUGAUGUGAAUGGUUGCAAAAGAGAGUUAAACUCUUUUGUUGGCUCAUUGCAUUCAAGUUGUGAGGGUUUUAAGAUGAAAGAUGCAUGGAGUGUCUUUCGUAACACAGAAUAUUGGCAUAGAAGCUAUCCUCAUAUGAUGAAGUUAUGGCAAGUUGUUCUUACUAUUCUUGCAAGUACUGUUGAUUGUGAAAGAGGGUUUUCAAAACAAAACAUCAUCAAAGAUGUUAGAAAGUCAAAGCUAGCUUUGGAUACAUUGGAUGCAUUAAUGAGGGUAUCCUUAAAUAGGUCUGAAAUAAAUGAUGUAAAUUGGAAUGAAGUAUAUCAUAUAUGGAAGAAUACAAAGUCAAGAAGAGUUCUUGACCUUUGA
Messenger RNA from Cryptomeria japonica (Japanese cedar), 2301 nucleotides. RefSeq lists its product as uncharacterized. Lineage: Eukaryota; Viridiplantae; Streptophyta; Pinopsida; Cupressales; Cupressaceae. Bases 1 to 2301 code for a protein of 766 amino acids. Gene Ontology annotation, molecular function: protein dimerization activity. The record is from RefSeq and is a predicted model, not a curated record. The transcript has a single exon.